AUGCAGGAGCACUGCUCCACUUCCCGGGCCGGGCCCAGAGCCACGUUUCUUUCCCUACAGGCCUGGCUGCAGCAGUAUGGCUACCUGCCCCCGGGGGAUCUGCGAACGCAUACACAGCGCUCACCCCAGUCCCUCUCAGCUGCUAUCGCUGCCAUGCAGAGGUUCUACGGUCUGCGAGUGACGGGCAAGGCUGAUGCAGACACCAUGAAGGCCAUGAGGCGCCCCCGCUGUGGUGUCCCCGAUAAGUUUGGAGCUGAGAUCAAGGCCAAUGUUCGAAGGAAACGCUAUGCCAUCCAGGGCCUCAAAUGGCAGCAUAAUGAGAUCACUUUUUGCAUCCAGAAUUACACCCCCAAGGUGGGAGAGCAUGCCACAUUCGAGGCCAUUCGCAAGGCAUUCCGCGUGUGGGAGAGUGCCACACCACUUCGUUUUCGAGAGGUACCCUAUGCCUAUAUCCGAGAGGGCCAUGAGAAGCAGGCCGACAUCAUGAUCUUCUUCGCUGAGGGCUUCCAUGGUGACAGCACACCUUUCGAUGGCGAGGGUGGCUUCCUGGCACAUGCCUAUUUCCCAGGCCCCAACAUUGGAGGGGACACCCACUUUGACUCUGCCGAGCCCUGGACUGUCAGGAAUGAGGAUCUGAAUGGGAAUGACAUCUUUCUGGUGGCUGUGCACGAACUGGGCCACGCCCUGGGCCUUGAACAUUCCAACGAUCCCUCGGCCAUCAUGGCACCCUUUUACCAGUGGAUGGACACAGAGAACUUCGUGCUGCCCGAUGACGACCGCCGGGGCAUCCAGCAACUGUAUGGAAGUGAGUCAGGGUUUCCCACCAAGAUGCCCCCUCAACCCAGGACUACCUCCAGGCCCUCUGUCCCUGACAAGCCCAAAAACCCCACCUAUGGGCCCAACAUCUGCGACGGGAACUUUGACACCGUGGCCGUGCUCCGAGGGGAGAUGUUUGUCUUCAAGGAGCGCUGGUUCUGGAGGGUGAGGAAUAACCAGGUGAUGGAUGGAUACCCCAUGCCCAUCGGCCAGUUCUGGCGGGGCCUGCCCGCAUCCAUUAACACUGCCUACGAGAGGAAGGAUGGCAAGUUUGUCUUCUUCAAAGGAGACAAGCACUGGGUGUUUGACGAAGCUUCCCUGGAACCUGGCUAUCCCAAGCACAUCAAGGAGCUGGGCCGAGGACUGCCUACUGACAAAAUUGAUGCUGCUCUCUUCUGGAUGCCCAAUGGAAAGACCUACUUCUUCCGGGGAAACAAGUACUACCGUUUCAACGAAGAGCUCAGGGCAGUGGACAGCGAGUACCCCAAAAACAUCAAGGUCUGGGAAGGAAUCCCUGAGUCUCCCAGAGGGUCAUUCAUGGGCAGCGAUGAAGAGGAAGAGGAGGCCAGCUUCCUGCCCCCCAAAGACCCACACCUGGAUGGGGAGGGGCAGUAG
This is a messenger RNA of Puma concolor (puma), 1431 nucleotides long. Lineage: Eukaryota; Metazoa; Chordata; Mammalia; Carnivora; Felidae. The record is from RefSeq and is a predicted model, not a curated record.